AUGUCUUCCCCCACAUCUUUCCUGAUCGCUGGCGGAACCGGCCGUCAAGGUGGCGCCGUCGUCAAUGCGCUUUUGGCAGACAAGUCGACUUCAAUUCAACCCGAGGACAUUUAUGUCUUGACUCGAAAUACGGAAGGCGCUGCUGCUACCGCGCUCGCUGCCCGGGGGGUUAGCCUUGUGCGCGGCGAACUCGGCCAGCCCGACGCCAUCUUCAAGCAGCUGGCAGGCCAGGACGUCAACCUCAGCAAGACAGCCACGUUCCUGGCUCAGGCUCACGGACCGACAGAGCUGACCGACGCCAAAGGUUUCAUAGACGCCGCCGUUACGAACGGAACGUCGUAUUUCGUCUACUCCUCCGUCGAUCGCGGCGGCAAAGAACUCAGUGACCGUGACGCGUCCUACUGCAAGACCUUCUCCGACAAGUUUCAGAUCGAGAAGCACCUCGAAGCGGCCAGUGCGGGAGGCAAGCAUAUCAACUUCACAAUUCUGCGACCGACGUGGUUCGCCGACAACGCUCUGUGGGGAUUCCCCGGACAACUUUGCAUGACAGGAUGGCGCGAAAACAUGAAGGGAAAGCGAAUGCAGGUCGUCAUAACCAAGGAUAUUGGACGCUGGGCAGCCGAGGCUCUUCUGCGCUCUGACGCCUCGGGUAUUCGAAACACAGCCGUGAGCAUUGCCAGCGACUACUUGUCGUUCCAAGACAUCGACGACAUCUUCCGCAAGGAAACGGGAAGCCCCGUCGGCGUCACCUAUGGCUGGCUGGCGAGGUUGAUGAUCUGGCUAGUCAAAGAUUUACGCACCAUGUUCGCCUGGAUCAACGAGAGGGACUAUGGUGCCGACUUGGAGGAGCUGUCCAAGACGGUCAAGCCUACCACGUUCCGUGAAUGGGUCAAGGAAGCCGUAAAGGCUUGA
Messenger RNA from Emericellopsis cladophorae, 912 nucleotides. RefSeq lists its product as uncharacterized. The record is from RefSeq and is a predicted model, not a curated record. NCBI's taxonomy places the organism in Eukaryota, Fungi, Ascomycota, Sordariomycetes, Hypocreales, Bionectriaceae. The transcript has a single exon. Bases 1 to 912 code for a protein of 303 amino acids.